AUGAAGGUGGCCGUGGUAGGCGGCGGCAUAUGUGGCCUGGCGGCUGCAGCCAUGCUGGCGAGAGACGGUGUCCAGGUAGUUGUGUAUGAGAAGGAGGAUGCAUUGGGAGGCCGAGGCCGAGCUCUGAGCACACUUACAGUACUUGAUGGCACAGUAUUGCUUGAUCUAUGCUUUCCAGUCUUCACUCAUCAGGUCACUUAUCCAGAUGUGGUGGAAUUUUUGGAGAAUUUGGGAGUGGAUAAAGCAGUCUCAGAUCACGUGUCAUUUUCUGUGAGUCUUGAUGGAGGCCGUGGAUGUCAAUGGGGAAACGGGGAAGGAUUGUCAACUUUGUUUGCACAAAAAAGUAAUGCACUAAAUCUAUCCUUUUGGAAAAUGAUACGUGAUGUAAUCAAGUUCAAGAACGAUGCGGCAAGGUACAUACAAGAGCUUGAAAGCAAUCGAGAUAUGGAGAGGAACGAAACACUUGAGCAAUUUGUUAGGCGGGGUGAAUACUCUGAGUUAUUCCAGAAAGCUUUUCUUAUUCCGACAUGCUGUUCUAUGUUGUGGUGCCCUUCACAAGUGAUGAACUUCUCUGCAUUUUCUGUACUUUCAGUUCUGCGCAGUCACAACAAUUUUCAGCAGCUCUUAGGUUGGCCUCAGAAGCACACUGUGAAAUGGCGUUUACAAAGUUAUUUCCACAAGGUUCAGAAAGAGCUGGAAGGUAGAGGCUGUCGAAUAAGAAGCAAUUCUGAAGUACAUUCAAUAUUAACAAAUGAAAGUGGUUGUAUUGUGACCUGUAAGGAUGGCCUGGAACAAAUGUAUGAUUGUUGCAUAAUUGCGACGCGUGCUUCCGAUGCCGUGAAAAUAUUAGGGGAGGAAGCAACAUACGAUGAAUUGAGAAUACUCGGUGCAUUUCCUUAUUUCCACAGCGAUAUUUUCCUUCAUCAUGACACUAAUUUAAUGCCGAAAAAUCAAUCAUUAUGGAGCUCAACGAAUUUUCAGACAACUGCUGAUAACAAAGCUUAUAUUACGUACUGGCUAAACAACAUCCAAAAUAUAGGCGAGGCAAAACUGCCAUUUCUCGUGACACUAAGUCCACCUCACACACCUGAAGGCAUUCUGUUUAAGGGGCCGACCAGCUGUCCAAUACCUUCUGUUGCUGCAUCGAAAGCCAUGUCUGAGCUGGAUCUCAUACAAGGAAAGAGGGGACUGUGGUUCUGUGGAUCAUAUCAAGGCUACGGCUUCCUAGAAGACCGCGUAAAGGCCGGUAUGCUUGCUGCAAAUACUUUACUUAAAAAGAGUUGCUCUAUUGAGAACACCCUAAAACAUUUAGUACCAUCCUGGCCUGAAACUGUGGCGCGUCUUCUUGUUACAAGGUUCUUAGAACGCUUCAUUGCUUCUGGUUGCCUAAUUUUAAUGGAAGAUGGAGGUGCAACUUUUGCUUUCAAAGGUCGUAGAAAAAAGAGCAAUUUAGAAGUGGCUUUGAGAGUACAUAAUCCCCAGUUUUACUGGAAGGUUGCAACAGAAGGAGAUUUAGGCUUUGCAGAUGCUUACAUCAAUGGUGAUAUUUCAUUGGUAGAUAAGAAUGAAGGUCUUCUUAACUGUUUCCAGAUAUUUCUGAUCAACACAGACUUGCACAGACAAGGCUCAAAAGUGGAUAAAAAAAGAGGAUGGUGGACACCAAUGAUUUACACUUCCUUUGUUGCCUCAGCCAAAUACUUCUUUAAGCAUUUGGCGAGGCACAACACAGUGUCGCACGCUCGUAAGAACGUCUCACAGCAUUAUGACCUUAGCAACGAACUCUUUUCACUAUUUCUCGAUGACACGAUGAGCUAUUCAUGCGCCAUAUUUCAGAAUCCGCAUGAAGACUUGGAAACUGCACAGCGUAGAAAAGUCCAUACUUUGAUAAAAAAGGCUAGAAUCAGCAAGGGGCAGCAUGUGCUAGAGAUUGGGUGUGGUUGGGGAGGCUUAGCUUUUGAAGUAGUCAAGCUUACUGAAUGCAAAUACACUGGUGUCACUCUGUCCAAAAACCAAUAUGAUUAUGUACAACAGAGAGUAAAGGAAGCUGGUCUGCAGGAUCAAAUUGAACUUAUUCUAUGCGACUAUCGGGAAUUGCCUAAGGGCCAUAAGUACGAUAGAAUUAUAUCAUGUGAGAUGUUAGAGGCCGUGGGGCACGAAUACAUGGACGGAUUUUUCAGGUGCUGCGAAUCUGCAUUAGCCCCAAAUGGAAUUCUUGUUUUUCAGUUUACAGCAGUGGCAGAAGCAAGGUACGAUGAAUACAGGCACAGCCCUGGCUUCAUGAAAGAAUAUAUAUUCCCGGGUGUAUGCAUUCCUUCACUCAAUCGAGUAAUCUCUUCCAUGGCUGCUGGAUCAACACUCAGUGUUGUACACCUAGAAGAGAUAGGAUGCCAUUACGUUCCUACCCUCCGCCGUUGGAGGGAGAAAUUCCUUCAAAACCAAAGCCAAGUGAUGGGUCUUGGAUUUGACGAGAAGUUUGUGAGGACAUGGGAAUAUUAUCUCGACUACUCUGCUGCCGGAUUCAAAUUCUGUAUCAGUGGAAAUUACCAGAUAGUGCUAAUGCGACCGGGAGAUUUAACUGUCUUUGGCAACUCUCCAUACAACCCGAUGCUUCUGCCAGAGGAAACUGCCCUACGCGACGACGCUUUUAUGGCUGCUGGAACGCCGGACCAGAUUAUUAGACUUUCAGAUAGCGUCCUUUAG
Andrographis paniculata is the source of this 2700-nucleotide messenger RNA. RefSeq lists its product as uncharacterized. The coding region runs from base 1 to 2700 and encodes 899 amino acids. The record is from RefSeq and is a predicted model, not a curated record. Gene Ontology annotation, molecular function: oxidoreductase activity; methyltransferase activity. The transcript has 25 exons. Lineage: Eukaryota; Viridiplantae; Streptophyta; Magnoliopsida; Lamiales; Acanthaceae.